CGAUCCAAAAUCCACAACCAAUCAUCGCCUGCUGCCUGCUACGAGUACCGUACAUACCGUUCCAUGGUACGCACCAUACGAACGUAUUCUUUCCUCGUGGGUCGACGAGAGGAACCAAAAACUGUUUGUCCUGUCCGUCAAACAAACAAAAACAAACAAAAUCAAAACAAAACAAAAGAACAGAAACCUUCGUCAACAACCGAACCAAACCAAACCGACCCAAUCCGAUCCAAUCCAAUCCAAUCCCCGGACACACAGGGCAUGUAACGCACCGGUAUACGGAAGAGCAACCCCGGGAAUUGCCGCACGGUGUCUCUCGAAUGCUGCCGCGGACGGCCGGUGCGGUCCGUGGGAGCCGCUGCUGCCCGCCGCUGCGGAAACGGCUCCUCUCCGGGAGCGGCGGCAGCAGCGGCGUCAUCGGCGGCCUCGGUCGCUCUGGGGCUUGUGGGAGCGYUCGCUGCCAUUCCACCCGGUGGGGACGGAGAAGAUUGGUUCCUUCCCCCCGAUCCCUUUCCGCGGCCGCAUCCCUCCCGGACUCGACGGUUUCGAUGCCGUCCUCCUUUUCGUCGAGACCACAAACAACAACGCCGACCCCGGACCCGAACCCGGAUCCGACCCCGCUGUCCGCAGUCACCUCCAUGGAGGGACUGUGGAAGACUUCCACCGCCGUCUUCCUGGAUCGGGAAAGGACGCCGGUCGGAAGCCUCGAUUCGYUGCAGUGGCACCUCGCCGAAACCCUGGUGCUGCACUGGUCGAGGCCACCGGCCGCUGCCAACACCGGCAAGACCGGCGGCGGCCACCGCGGCAUCCGCGGCAUCGAAGCGAUCCCCUUSGAGGCCGCGGUCGGGGGCCACGAGACGGCACUGAAGAUACUGGAUCGGCUGGCGGAAGAAAAGCGGGCGGUUGCAUCCAGCCACCACCACRACAACAACAGCACCAGUGCCAACAACCGCAACGACGACGACGAAGACGACGACGAAGACUUUCGGACCAUAGACGUCUCUCUGGUGCACGCCUUCUUGAAGCAAUGGAAGGAGUGCCUGCACCAGAGCAGCAAGGAACGCGGCCCAAAACGCCACCGUGCUCGAUACCCAAGCCGAAACAGUGACCAACGCAACCACCAACGCCAGAACGAACGCAGUUCAAAACAACGGCAAGAGCAACCACAAGCACAAGCACAAGCACAAGAACAGCAACAGCAACAGCAACAGCAACAGCAACAGCAACAGCAACAGCAAGAUCCAUUGGAUGGCAUUCUUCUUCCCUCCCAGCUCCUGCAAAAACUCGACUACUGGACCGGGGCGGCAGACUCUUCCCGCUGCGAUUCCAUAAAGCCCGACCCGAAUGCCCUGCUAGAACCCAACAUCGCAACCUACACCCUUCUCAUGGAUGGGGCCGCCUCCUGUUCGUCCCGUUACCAGGAGAGCGCAGGAUUUUGCGAGGCCCUCCUCGAGCGCCUCUUCCGGGAGAGCGACGGCGAAAGCGGGGCCGGAGCCAGAGAUAGCCUCCGGCCAACGAUGGUCACCAUCGGCAUCUUUCUGCGGGUCCUGGCCAACCACAAGACCGUGGCCUCCGCCGAGCUGGCCGAGUCGUGGCUCCGGAGGAUUCCCGGACUGCUGGCAGCGGGAGACGGAGGGGAACCGGCCAGGCCCAGCGCGGUCGCGUACACCACCGUCGUCCGGGGAUGGGCCGGCCUGGGGAGGGCCGACAGGGCGGAGGCCCUGCUCCGGGAAAUGUGCGAGGCGUAUUUCCGAGGCGGGGCCGGCUCCGGUGCCGCCGAGCCCAACCUGUGGACCUUCAACACGGUUCUCGCGGCCUGGUCGCGGUCGAGGGACCCGGGGGCCGUGCAAAAGGCCGAAUCCCUCGUGCGGACGAUGGAAUCGUUGUCUUCCGGGGCCCCGGCGAUCGCCCUGGACGUGGCCCCCACCAUUGUCAGCUACAACAGCCUCCUGAGCACGAUUGCCAGCCGGUCCUCCCGGCCGGAUUCCCUGGCCCGGGCCGAGUCGUGGAUGGAAGAGAUCCUCGGGAGGGCGGCGGACCCCUCGCGGCACGGCCGGGGACCGCAGCGAACGGGCCAAGCGACGCCGGAUCGGGGGGACGSCCGMCACGAAGGAACCCCGAGGGCCGGCGACUCGUCCCUGGCUCCCAACCUCGUUACCUACCGGGCGCUCUUCAACAUCGUUGCGGGGGCCGGGCACCUGGCGCCCUCCGAGCAGGCGGACCGGAUGCGCUACUGGYUGGCGCGGGGAGCGGAAGCCUCUUCCUGCGCACCGGACGGUCGCCCCGCCAAAGGCCCACAGCCUUCUCUGCGGGACCACCCCUUGCUCCUGGGGCAGAUCCGGGCCGCGGAAGAACGGCGGGGGCAGCAACGGCAACAGCAACGGCAACGGCAACCAUUGCACAAACCACCCGCGAGAUUCGGCAACGAAUGAGAAUGCGGGGAACGAGCAUGCCUUGGGAAACGCUGCAUCCAUCGUGCAUCGGUGUGCCGAAUCCGAUUCCAUGGCCACACUAGAAACCGAGCCAGGAACUACGAACG
Molecule: messenger RNA, 2539 nt
Organism: Pseudo-nitzschia multistriata
Lineage: Eukaryota; Bacillariophyta; Bacillariophyceae; Bacillariales; Bacillariaceae
Source: the annotation of a GenBank genome assembly